Papaver somniferum (opium poppy) is the source of this 4279-nucleotide messenger RNA. RefSeq names its product glutamate receptor 2.9-like. The transcript is spliced from 7 exons. NCBI's taxonomy places the organism in Eukaryota, Viridiplantae, Streptophyta, Magnoliopsida, Ranunculales, Papaveraceae. The record is from RefSeq and is a predicted model, not a curated record. Gene Ontology annotation, molecular function: signaling receptor activity; ligand-gated monoatomic ion channel activity. Gene Ontology annotation, cellular component: plasma membrane. Bases 1164 to 4067 code for a protein of 967 amino acids.
UUUACCAAGUCUAUUUGACUGACCGACCGUGAAAGUUCUAGUUCACGUUUCGGAGCAGUAGUCUUGGAGCAGGAAUCAUUUUGAUUAUUUCUAGGUAUCAUUGCCCUUGUGAUCGAAUUGGUUAAUCUUCUUCGGAGAUUUUUUUUUAGUAACACUGGAUCAUCAAUGUGGGAUCAAUCCAGAUUUUCAUUUUAGGUUCUUACAAAAAGAAAAUUAGAUCAUGGUGUCCUGCGGGAAUGGCAUUUUUUCAGUAUGCCAAGCACUCUUUAGUCCAGAAAAUUCCCUUUUUGCAGAACCUUGUAGAUUCUUCCCCAACCCAGCAAUUAUCAAACCCCAACAACUCAAUCUUUUUGCCUUGUGUGGUCUAGUUAUCGCCUUAACCUUGAUGCAUAAAAGAGUGGAAAGCACACACGGUGUACGAAGGCUACGAAGCAGAUGAUGACCAAAUUCGCUGGUUUCGGAAGCUUGAACGUUGGAUAAUAGUUACACAAACAACAACUUAUGCACUCGAAGGAGUGAGAUUUGACAGGCAAUAGCUCUCCCAUGUGAGUAUGUGACCAUCUUUGUAUUCGGCUCAGACGCUUCUUCUGCUGUUGGUUCUGCUGUAACCAGGGAGAAAAGUAAUUUCUCAUAGACUGCCCAAAGCUGAAAUAAGAGGGUUCCAGCAUCCUUGCUGGACUCGGAAAGCUGGUCAAUGAGUUGGGUGCUGAAACAUGGUUCAAGAAUUUUAAGUUGAAAACAAUAGGUAGAAAUUGGUAUUGUAAUUAGAAUCAUUUGAUGGUUUCCAAAUAGUUUACAAAUAUGGAGGAGGCUCUUUGGAGGAGAUCAACAGUUUCCAACUAUAGUUAUUCUGGUUUUGAUAGAAAAACCAAAGCUCCUAAAACUGUGCGUGGGUAUAAGGUGGAAAAGCGUUUAUAAGCGUUUAAAAUCCUUUAAGAAGAAUUGCAUUCUUCAGGCUGGAGAAGGGAACACCAUUUGUUUUUGGGAGGAUCAAUGGGUGGGUUCUCAACUCUCUUCUCAAACAUCUACUCAAUUAGCUCUACAAAGAAGUGGACUAUUGGUAAUUGUGCUGCAACUCUUCAAGGAGGUGAAUCCUGGAACUUAGGCUUGGAUAGACGCCUUCUGCAGACUCAAGUAGACGAGGAGGUCAUGGGAUAACAGUGAUGGCCGCAGAUGCAAAAGAAGUUGAGAAGUUUAAAGUUGGAGUGGUUCUUGAUUUGGAUGUAGCCGAGGUUAAGGUUUGCGUGACUUCCAUGAACAUGGCUCUCCAUGACUUCAAUGCAUCUCGUAAGAGAAAAUUGGAUUUCCAUUUUCGGAAUUCUAAGGAAAAUAUCCUAGAUGCAGCUUCUGCUGCUAUAGAUCUGAUAAAACAUGAAGAAGUGCAGGCUAUCAUUGGACCAACGACAUCAGCACAAACUGUUUUCAUGAUGCACCUCGGAGACAGAUCUCACGUUCCAGUUAUUUCUUUCAGUGCAACAAAUCCUUCUAUUUCGCCAUCUCAGAAUCCCUACUUCAUUCGCACAACACUAGACGAUACGUCUCAAGUAAAUGCUAUUGCUGCCAUUGUUGAAGCUUUUGGAUGGAGAGAAGCUGUACCUCUUUAUGCAGAUACCGAAUACGGGAACGGUAUUAUUCCAUAUUUGGUAGAUGCGCUUCAAGAUAUCAACACCAGAGUUCCUUAUAGGAGUGUAUUUCCGAGUUCAGCUACCGAUGAGCAAAUAGACGAUGAGCUUAAUAGAUUAAUAAGAAUGCAAACUAGAGUGUUCAUUGUGCAUAUGACCGCGCCACUCGGAGUGCGCAUUUUUGCUAAAGCCAAAGAACUUGAUAUGAUGACUGAAGGGUACUGUUGGAUAAUCACGGAUGGAUUGGGCGAUUACUUAAGUUCAUUUGAUUCUGCUAUUAUUGAUACAAUGGAGGGAGUAAUAGGUAUAAGACCCUAUGUUCCAGAAUCAGAAAAUCUCAAGUCAUUUAGAGUCAGAUGGGAAAAAGAGUUUCGAAAAGAGAAUCCAGAUGUGCACGUCAAGUUAGAUAUGUUUGGCAUAUGGGCAUAUGAUACAGUUGUAGCAUUAGUCAGCGCAGUUGAGAAACUUGAAAGUCUUAAUCCUAAAUUCGACAAGGGAAAGGUAGCAGCUGAUUCAAGCGAUGUGGUGAGAAUGGGUGUUUCACAAAUAGGCCCUGAACUAUUGGGAGAAAUUUCAAAUAUCACACUCAAAGGCGCACUGAGUGGGAGAUUCAAUAUCGUCAAAGGGCAGUUGCAGUAUAAUACCUUUCAAAUACUCAAUGUCAUUGGAAAUGGGCCUAGACAAAUUGGAAUCUGGACACCUUCACAUGGAAUUACAAGGAAUAUCAGUUUAGUUCGUAAUAAUAAAAGCACAACAGCAGAUAAAGAUAAUUUGGGCACUAUUAUAUGGCCUGGAGAUAAACCUUUUGCUCCAAAAGGUUGGGAAAUCCCGACAAAGGGGAAAAAGUUACAGAUUGGAGUUCCAUUAAAAAAAGGUUUUACCGAAUUCUUGAAAGCAACACAAAAUUCAAGUGUUGUUACUGGUUACAGCGCAGAAGUUUUUGAUGCUGCAAUAAAGCUUCUGAACUAUAGUGUACGUUAUGAAUUUGUUCCUUAUAACACGAGUAAACCUGGAAGUUACGAUGAUCUUGUAUUUGGAGUGAGUGAUCAGAGAUUUGAUGCUGCAGUUGGAGAUAUUACUAUCACAUUCGAUCGAUCAAAGCGGGUUGAUUUUACAUUACCGUAUAAUGAAGGCGGGGUAUCAAUGGUUGUGUUAGCAAAACAAGACAUGAGUAAGAAUGCUUGGAUAUUCCUCAGGCCAUUAGAGUGGAAACUUUGGGUAACAACAGGUGCUUUCUUUCUUAUCAUUGGUGCUGCCAUUUGGAUUCUCGAACACAGAGUGAACCGAGAGUUCAGAGGAGGGCCUCAUUCUGCUUACCAGUUGGGCACAAUGCUUUCAUUCUCCUUCUCAACUCUCGUAUUCGCUCAGAAGGAAAGGGUGCUAAGCACUUUGGGUAGGAUUGUUAUGGGGAUAUGGCUUUUUGUCGUGUUAAUUCUCACACAAAGUUAUACAGCUAAUUUGGCAUCCAUGUUAACCAUAAGGCGACUUGAGCCAACCUACACUGAUGUUAAGGAACUUAUCCGAUAUGGGUACAGUGUAGGUUAUCAAGAAGGUACAUUUGUGUUGGACCAGUUAAAGGAAAUGAAAUUUGAUGUGUCAAAAUUAAAAACUUACAACAAUCCUGAAGAAUUUGACGACCUUUUCUCCAAAGGACCAGGUAAGGGUGGUAUUGUGGCUGCUUUUGAGGAGCUCCCUUACAUCGAACUCCUCCUCACAAAAUAUUGCGAUAAGUACAUGAUGGUUGGCGAAAUCUAUCAAAAUGACGGAUGGUCGUUUGUCUUCCCGAAAGGUUCCCCUUUAGGUCCUGAUAUUUCGCGGACAAUCCUAAAAUUAAGAGAGAAUGGUACAACAAAGAAGAUCCAAGAAGGUGCUUUCGGGAGCACCUUGAAAAGAACUUGUUCAGACAUCAACCCUUUGGACUCCUCGACUAGUCUCAAACUGGACAGCUUCCGGGUCCUUUUCUGGCUUACAGGAGGCUUUGUAGUUUUUGCCGUUUUUGUGUUCUUUGCUAUGUUCUUGUGGGAAAGUAGGCAAAUCUUGGUCGAUUCCGACACCACAGUUUCGCAAAAGUUCACCCAUUUGCUCAACGAGUUCUAUAAAUAUGAUGAAAGGCGCUUGAUCACGUAUUUUGAAUACCAACAUGUGCGUAAAGAUCAAAAUAAAGCUGUUGUUCAUGCAUCGGAUACUAAUGGCUUAGGCGAAGCUGCACGCGGAUAUUUACCUAGUGAAGGUGUUGUUGAUAAUGAAGGUCCUAUUAUACAAGCUGUGCAUCAAGAUUUCGGCCUGGUCUGUAGUGGAGAUCAUGCAGCAGAUGGUGACAGUAUUACAGAUGAAGAUGUUGAUCCCUUUUUGCAUAAUAUCGUAGGUGGUGGAGAUCAACCUACUCCAGGGGAUGCCAAUCUACAUCAAAUCCAAUUGUCCGAGAUUCGACAUCGUAAACCUUAAGCGAUGCCUUGAUUUUGAAGGGGAUUUAUCUGAAGCGUAUCAUAUAUCAUUACAAUUUGUUUAGGUCGUCUAAUUUUGUUGUUUUCUUUAAAUUAUUUUUGUUAAUCAUAUUGGAAAAAGAAAAUCGUGGGAGAGUGGCUUUGUAACCACUUGACGACGGAGGAAAAUACUAGUCCAAUAAAUAAUAAAAAACAAAAGGUUACACCUAUUUA